Exophiala dermatitidis NIH/UT8656 is the source of this 1991-nucleotide messenger RNA. RefSeq lists its product as uncharacterized. NCBI's taxonomy places the organism in Eukaryota, Fungi, Ascomycota, Eurotiomycetes, Chaetothyriales, Herpotrichiellaceae. The record is from RefSeq and is a predicted model, not a curated record. Bases 683 to 1708 code for a protein of 341 amino acids. The transcript is spliced from 4 exons. Gene Ontology annotation, molecular function: transcription cis-regulatory region binding; DNA-binding transcription activator activity, RNA polymerase II-specific. Gene Ontology annotation, cellular component: RNA polymerase II transcription regulator complex.
GGGUUCUGUUCUUCUGGAUGUCGACGCAUGGUAGGUACCUUGGUAGGUAUUUUCCCCUUGGACCAUGAUAUUUCCGGCCGUUUGAUGUAUCCAACCGUGUCUCCAACAAUCACGCCGGGGCUGAACUGACUUCCAGUCCUUGCCGAUGCCUGCUCGUGCUUUGCUACAUUCUAUAUGCCUGCGCUGGCCGCCAACCCGUUGGUACCUGAUCCUGCUAUGUCGAGUUCCUGGAAAUCUCGGUUGGCAGAGGGCAGGAUAAUAUUUGGGAGACCUAGGUGCAAGUGUCUAUGUCUAGCUACCUAAGGUAGGGAUGAAACACGAAACCAUGCAUUCAAAGCAUCAAAACAUGAUCCCUGUCGGACCGCCGCGCCAGACCACUCGGCACAUGGUGCGGGCGAAGCCGUCGAGGUUUGUUAGCCUCAGGCCUCCCUUCCCCAGCACCACUCGGUAGGACAUGCCAGGAUCGUGGAUAUUUCACUCUUUAUCGAUCUGGAUGCCAUAAUCGUGGGCAUGAUCGGGCCGCCCCACGGUCUGGAACGCUCGACUUGAAGGUCCCUUCUGGUUAACCGUCUACUGACACUCAAGCGUUUGGAAGAAAUCAUCAUUUUACGACUCGCUUCAGCGAGGUAGUCAUACUGCACAGUGCGAAGUCAACUUACUGCGGUCAGCGGGUCAGAUAACCAUGGCCAGUAAAUCACCUAACUGGCUAGCAAGGCUAGUCAGAUCCGACAAGUCACAACGUGAUUCGACCCCCAAGAUUGCAGAGGAUGAAGCGGGAACGGACCCUCGAGCUCGCCGACGAGAGCAGGUCAGACGCGCUCAAAGAACCCAUCGAGAUCGCAGGGCUACAUACCUGAAGACUCUUGAAGCCGAAGUUGCGCGACUACGUUCUCUGGAUGCGGCCCACGCGGCGGAGAUCCAGUCAUACAGGCGGACUAUCCGACGGUUGAAAGAGCUUUGCUCUGAUUACGGCAUACCACUGCCGUCGGAUUUGGCAUUAGAUCCACAUGUCUCGACUCCUCAGGCGACUAUCGAGUUGGUGGGCCUGUCCGAGCGUUCGCAGAGCAUUCGAGCCGAAAUGCCAGAAGAAUAUGAACUGUCUGCCUCAGACGCAAGGUCCGCGCUCUUCUGGCCUUCAGGAUCCACGACUGUUAACAGCGGAGCUAUGCCGGUCACUACCAACACCAACAGCACGAGACUGAACAAUUCCUCAAUUCCGGCCGCUUCGGCAGCUGUGCGUCAUCCAGAUGGACUUGAUUCGAUUCAAGUCGGGAUCGACUUUGUCCUGGCUCUCGAACAGGCUUGUCUGACUCACCAUACCCAGCACGCCUGUAAUGAUGACGGCAAUGGACACACAAUGAUGUUGACGAACCCGAUCAUGGAGUUGUCCCCGUCACCGACUCAAACGAAGCAGACUGAAACAGGCAUCCCGAACGGCACUCGGUGGACGGUUCCGGCGAUCGAACUGGAAAAGCUGCUGGAGUUUUCGAACCAGCUCAAUCUGAGUGGGGAAAUCACACCGGUCGAGGCCUGGCAACGCAUACGACAGCAUCCGAAUUUCGUGAGGGUGACAAGAGAGGGCUUGGAAGCCAUGAAGCUGGCACUGAUUCCUGAAAUCCAAUGCCAUGGGUUCGGUGCUGUCAUUGAUGAGGCAUAUUUCGACCAAAUCCUCCAGCAGUUCCUGGGAUAUCAUGCAAUAGCUUCGUGAAGUAUCCUCAGCGGACGAACCGGUGGUCCGCUCGAAUCAGCACAGACGGCCAAUUGCCCAGACUAUGUCGGGACUCAUGCUGAAGCUCCGAGUAUUGCUAAUGGAUGUCAUGUAGCCUCCAAAUAUGUCGUACUAUUUCGUUAAUCCUGUUCCACUGAGACAGUUGGCUUUUUUGGUGUUUCUCAUGUAGAUACUUUUUUCCAUGCUGAUUUUGAUUACAAAAUACCAAGGAACAAUUGGGAACUCGAAGUGCCAGUGCACGUCCAAAAGUGGUGGUCUGCAA